CUUCACUUUUUAGCUUUAACUCUAUGUUACAGAAAUACCCAUGUUGAUUAUCCAAAAAUAAGAAACACCCAUGUUGCUCUUGUUUUCUAUGAUUACGGUUUCAUGUUAAAGUUUACUCUUUUUUUAUCUGGGGAGUGAGGACUCUGCAUGUUGUUUGCAACUAGAAUGACGUCAUCGAAUUAUAUGACAAGUGCCAAGGUUAUAUCAUUUGAUUAUAUCAGUUCAGGUGUUUCUAAAGCUGGUCUUGCUGCAAUCUUUUUCAAAACCACGUUUGGCCAGAAGCAAUGCUCUACAUGCUUGUCCUUCAGUUUUCCUCAACCUUGUUUAAAUGUCAAUUUCAAGAGGAUGGCUUGGUCCGUUAGAAGCAGCAUAGAUGACAGUAGUUUUAGUCCUUCCACUUCAAAUGGCACUAAUGGAAGGACCCGCAUAAUUAGAGUGAUUCAAGAGUUUCAGUCCAAGUUAGCGUCUAAGAUUCAGGAGGUGAGGAAAAAUCUUGCGAUGAAGCUUCUUUUCUUCUUGGUUGGAGUUUAUUGUGCAACUGCCUUUGCCACUGUUAUUGGACAAACUGGUGAUUGGGAUAUUCUAUCUGCUGCCUUGGCUGUAGUUAUUGUGGAAGCCAUUGGGGCUCUCAUGUAUAGGGCUUCUCUUCCUUUUGUUAGCAAGAGCAAGAGCCUAAUUUCCUUAUUUAAUUAUUGGAAGGCUGGCCUUACACUGGGACUUUUCUUGGAUUCAUUCAAAUAUUGAUUUGAUUUCAUUAUUGAAUACAGCAAUCCCUUCCAUGUGAAUUCAUAUCUCCUCGUGUUCUUUAAAUACUUGGCAUUUUUUACGCAAAUGACUUAUAGUCAUUGUAGUUAUCCAUCACCUGUAUGUUUGAUAGAUGAGGAAGUUACACUUUUCUGGACGUAAGUUGGAUAUAUUUGAAGUUCUUAAAAGUCCCUGAAAGACAGUGCUUAUAUCCAGAAGGUAGGACAUUAAAUUAAAGGUAUAAGGUUAAUCGUCUGUAUUUAUGAUCAGCAUAGCAAUGGGUUUGACUGGGAACAUUAAGGACAUUGACACAUUCAACAACUCACAUUAAAGGUUAUGGGUUCGAAUCCAGGAAACAACCCUUUUGCAAUUAUGAAAGGAUAAGACUGCAUACAAGAAUUGCUCUCACCUCACCCUCGCUAGUCGGGUUUAAUGGGAAGUGGUGUUUUUUUUCUCCAUUGAGUUCAGUGCUGCUAGAGAUGUUACCUCCCUCAGCAACAGUUCACUUCUUUAGUCCCUUAUUCCUGAGUUUCACACUUUCAUUCAAUUUGGCAUUGGAUCCUUGCUAGUAGAAUGGCUGGUAUUCACUCUGCUGGGGAAGUCUGACAAAUUGGAACAAAAAGAGGUCUACUUUUAUGUUGACUUGCGACCAUGGAUAAUGGUAUACAUUGAUGUGAAACUGUGACCCUUUUGCAAUAAAUAUGUUACUGCUCUACAACAUGAAAGAUGUGACUCUUACAUACAGAGGAUACUUGAAGUGCUGCUUGACUGGUGAUGUCAAAAUUUUGGUGCAAAUUAUGCAAUUUGGCACAAACAUAACCUUAGUAAUGUGAUUGUGAUCAUCCUUUUUGCAGAAACUACCAGAUUUUUUUUAACAAUGCACCAGGUGCAUGUCUUCCAGGCUCCAUCAAGAACGGCAGAUAAUGCCAUCUGGGGAUUCAUUUUGUCUAUAUUAGUAUAUAGAGGAUCUUGUGAAAAGCUAUCCAUCAUGUUUAUAUAAUUAUAAUUUUUAAAGAAGAGAAUUUGCACUUUGGAUUUACAUUUACCUUUUGUAAGUUGUUGAUAGUACAUAUUGGUAUAGAUAUCACUUUGAUGUACUUGUGUGCAGGAGAUGCACUGGAAAUUGUAUUGGGACUAA
Messenger RNA from Gastrolobium bilobum, 1882 nucleotides. RefSeq lists its product as uncharacterized. The transcript has 3 exons. The record is from RefSeq and is a predicted model, not a curated record. Lineage: Eukaryota; Viridiplantae; Streptophyta; Magnoliopsida; Fabales; Fabaceae. The coding region runs from base 148 to 744 and encodes 198 amino acids.